Messenger RNA from Cajanus cajan (pigeon pea), 1864 nucleotides. The record is from RefSeq and is a predicted model, not a curated record. Lineage: Eukaryota; Viridiplantae; Streptophyta; Magnoliopsida; Fabales; Fabaceae.
UAGUUUCACAUAAUUUGGAGCCUUUUCUUUCACAUUUGUUCAGCUUGAAACAUCAGUGGAGGAGGAGAGUACUAUUAUUUCACAACACUCCCCACAAUCUACACCUUACUUCUAACUCCUAUCUAAUCUCACUGUUUAACCAAACAAGGCGAAGCCUCACUUUCCCACUUCUCACUCACUCUCCAUUGUUUUUUUUUUUUGUUGAUCUCAAUGUCUGUCUUCUGGGGCUGACAAAAUGCCACAAACUUGAACAAAGAUCCGAGCUUGCAUAACUGUGUGUUGCCCCACAAGCAAAGGUGCAUUCAUUUUGUGGUUCAAGUUUUCAAAAAUAUUAUCUUAUUGGGUUAUCAACUACAAGGACAAAACAACUGGCUGAUUCCAGCUGUUUUAUGUCUGCAUCAGUACCAAAAAUCUUCUGGCCAGAGCAAUUCUUUUAUGAUGGUGUCCUGUUUUGCCAAUCCAAGCGUGUUGAUAUCUUAUAUGUUUAUUCAUUGAGGAGGAAAAUCUUGAAGAUUUAUUGCAGUUAUUUUAUUUUUGUAGUCUGUGAUUGCUUUUGAUAUAGCAAAUGGCUGUUCUUACACCUGUAAGUUCAUGUGUUGAAUCAAAGUAUCAUGCUCUAGCUCCAUUGAGGAUUUUAAGGGGUCUGGUGUGUCUACUGGUGCUGUUCUCAACAGCAUUUGUAAUGUUAGUGUACUUUGGCUUUAUAAGUGCCGUUAUAGUGCGACUUUUUAGCGUCAGUUACAGCAGGAGAGCAACUUCCUUCUUCUUUGGUGCUUGGCUAGCCUUGUGGCCUUUUCUAUUUGAAAAGAUCAACAAGACUAAAGUUGUGUUUUCUGGAGAUAUUGUUCCUUCAAGAGAACGGAUCUUACUGAUUGCAAAUCAUAGAACUGAGGUUGACUGGAUGUAUUUAUGGGACCUUGCCUUGAGGAAGGGAUGCCUUGGAUACAUAAAAUAUAUACUUAAGAGUAGCUUGAUGAGACUUCCAAUUUUUGGUUGGUCAUUUCACAUACUAGAGUUCAUCCCGGUGGAAAGAAAGUGGGAGGCUGAUGAGUCAGUCAUGCGCCAUAUGCUUUCAACAUUCAAGGAUCCACAAGAUCCUCUCUGGCUUGCUCUUUUCCCAGAAGGCACUGAUUUCACUGAGCAAAAGUGCCUUCGGAGUCAAAAAUAUGCUGCUGAACAUGGUCUACCGAUUCUGAAAAAUGUUUUACUUCCAAAGACAAAGGGCUUCUGCGCCUGCUUGCAACAGUUGAGGGGCUCUCUCAAUGCAGUUUAUGACGUGACAAUCGGCUACAAAUACCGCUGCCCAUCUUUCUUGGACAAUGUCUUUGGGGUGGAUCCUUCUGAAGUUCAUCUGCAUAUCUGCCGCAUCCCCCUUGAUAGUAUCCCAGUAUCUGAAGACGAAAUUUCCUUGUGGUUGGUAAAAAGAUUCCAGUUGAAGGAUCGGUUACUUUCCAAUUUUCAAACUCAAGGUCAGUUUCCGGAUCAGGCAACAGAAAGGGAUCUCUCUGCUGUGAAGGGCAUUUUAAAUUGUAUGACAAUUGUUACAUUGACAGGUACAUGCAUGUACUACAGUUUUUCCUCUCUCUGGUUUAAACUUUAUGUGUCUCUAGUCUGUGCUUAUUUGGUUCCAGCCACAUAUUUCAAUAUUCGGCCACAGCCUAUUCUUAGCUUUUUGAAGAUGAGAUCAAAUUGUCACAUCUCAAAUACUUGAAUAGGUGGAACUUUGAAGGCACUGUCUAUUGGAGAUCCAUGUCUUACUGUUGUUAUUAUAGUGUAAGUAUUGGACUUGCUAUUACAUGCAAUUAUAUCUAUUGUUUAAAGAGUUGUCCUGAUAAAUUUUAUAAAAUGGUUUCGGUUCAUCGAA